Messenger RNA from Leptonychotes weddellii (Weddell seal), 601 nucleotides. Lineage: Eukaryota; Metazoa; Chordata; Mammalia; Carnivora; Phocidae. The record is from RefSeq and is a predicted model, not a curated record.
CGUCCCUGUCCCUCACUCCAUGGCUCUGGGGUCCCUCUACCUCUAUGCAUGUGCAUUGUAGGAAUGCUACCAGGAGACUCUUCCAGGCAAUCCGAGGCAUGGGAAGACCAGGCCCAGGAGAACCAAGAGCAAGAACUGCUGUCUCCCUUGGGAACUCCUGCUUAUCUUUCAAGACUGGUUAAGGAAAUGGCCAGCGAUGAGCUGAGGGAACUGAGGAACGCCAUGACCCAGGAGGCAAUCCGUGAGCACCAGAUGGCCAAGACAGGCGGCACCACCACUGACCUUUUCCAGUGCAGCAAGUGCAAGAAGAAGAACUGUACCUAUAACCAGGUGCAGACACGCAGUGCUGAUGAGCCCAUGACUACCUUUGUCUUAUGCAAUGAAUGUGGCAAUCGCUGGAAGUUCUGCUGAUAGAACCACCAGCCAGGAUUUCGGUGAACAAGGUGAGGAAGAACAAAGAGAAAGCACUAAGCCAUUGUAGCUGGAGAAAAAAUAAAAAUUAAGAUGAAGAAAAAUGCUGAAUUCUGAAUGGGGUCUUAGGGAUCAGAGGGAGAAUUCUUUUGCAAACUAAUAAUCUGUUAUUAAAAUUGAUUCGCUAACA